CAAUAAACAAAAUGGCGACUACGAAGGGAAGAAAACAGGGAAAGGCCAAGGAUUCCUCGGUAAUCUCGUCUGGUUUUCAUGAGUUCUUUGAAAAAGUACCUGUUUAUACUGAGUUUUGUUUCUUUCGUUUAGUCCAAAGUGCUUUUACAGGUCAUAAACACGUUGUUAAGCAGGUGAGUCCGAAACGAACUUUUUGCAGCUCGGAAUUCGCAAAUAUUUAGGCGGACACCACAGUAAGCUUAAUCAUGGAGACAAUGCGUGAACUUUAUAGAUUAUGCAUCAAGCACCGUAGGAGAACUGCACGUUUAGAUGGUAUUUUUCUUGCAUAAUUCUUUUGAAUCAAAAAAGAAAUGUUGGAAAUUGCGAGCCAGCUGUUCAAUGGACAUUUCCGCAAUACUUUCUUUUGUAGUAAGGCUGGUUUGCAAAUGUCGCGAAAAUCUGCGAUAUUGCCAAACUGCGGAAUACCAUGCAGAGCAGGCUUUCGCUUGAUAUUAUUUACAAUUUUCAUGAAAGCUCCUUUUCAUUUGAAAAUGACUUGGUAAUGACUUAGACGGGAAGAAAAUUAUUCCCUUAUUUCCGGCUGGGAUUUCAAAAGUCCAAAUUUUGUUAGGCGUGUGUCUGGUAUCCUCAUUAUGUUUCGUUCAGUUCAAAGUGGAUUCUUCUAUUGUCAACAACUCUUAUCUAGUUUUGUUGUGCAUCGGCCUUUGUAUUCUGAACUUUUAGAUAUGUGCAGGCAUUAUAUAAAGCUGAUACAGGGAAUCUAUGUUUCUUUUGUAAGGGGUGUGAGGUACCCAUGGGUCAGUUGCUUUGAUGAACACUUAUUGGAAUCAUUGUAAUGUGUGAGGGGAUUGAACUGAGGCAUCGGAAGGAAGAGAAAAACGCUUAAAUGAACGGCAGUUCAUACAUAAACGAUUGAAGUUUAAGGAAAUUGCUCCCUAUUGCAGAAACCAGGGAAGCAUGAAGAACAUAAUUUGGCAAACACCAUACACUUAAUGUAUGGUCCUGUGGGCAACUAGUUAGUUUUGUUUUCCCUCAAGUCCUGAUGUUUUCCUUGUCUUAGUCUCAGGAAACAUAAGGAACUCUUGGGAAAACAAAACUAACUGUUUCCCUUGGGACCAUACAUUAAUUGCUUUGUUAUAUAUUUAGACUUUCCAUUAAACAAUCAUGAGGCAAAAGGAUGCUGUUGUAUUUGGCACGUGGGCAACAACUGCGCAAUUGUAUCCCAUUCAGGACACAUUUGAAUUUGAUUAGGGGCAUGUGACCAAGAAUCAAACAAUUAUAGUGCUUGUUUUGUGGAGUGAAAGUCCAGGUAUAUAACAAAAUUCAUUGUCUUUUGAGACUAGGGCUUUAAUUCAUAGUAGUAUUGGGUCGUAUGAGAAACUUUCCAAAGCCUGCUUGCAGGAGGGUAAAUUUUUCCUAUUGGUCAUGAGCUAUGUUUGGAAACAGUUUUGUAUAGGAGCUUCAUAAUGUUAGAUGAAGACAUUGGUGAUUGAUUAAAGAAUAAUACACAUUGUUAUAUCAUAUGAUGAAACAUUGUACAGAAUUGAUGGUUUAUGACGUCAAGGUGUCUAAAACUGACAGAUUGUGUUCUUCUUACCUGUCAAUGUACUUGGACCAAUCAAGUAAAAAUAGAAAUAAAAUUUGUUUGUUUUUUUGAUCAGUGAUAAUGCAGAAAGAAGAGUUAUUGAAAGAGAAAGAUUGCAACAUGAACUGAAUGAAUAUGAUGACAAGCUUAACAGACAGGUGGAGGGUAAGGCAUUCUUUGUUUUAGGAAAAGUAGAGAUCAUGACAAAGUUUUGUGCAAAGGAAUGUAUUUGUAUGGUGUGUAUACAGGGCAGCACAAUUUUUUUAUUUUCAUCUUUAACUUAGAGUGACAGACUCUAUAUAAAGGAUUUAUAUUUUUGGUUUAAUUUAAUCUUUUAUGGGUCUCAGAGACUUCAAGCUAAAUUUAGGUUGGCAGCUAUGUUCUAUAUGUCUUGUUCAUUUAUAAAUGUGGUUGAAAUGAAUGUAAGUGUUGUUGUUUUUUAAAAUUAUUUUUUGCUUCAUUUGUUUCUGUGUCAUGAUUAUUUUCUCUUCUUUUUAUUCUGAGUUAUUCCAGUUACAUGUAUCUGUUCUGUCCUAAGUAAAAGUAAUGUAAAAUUUCCUAGAAUACAGCAGAAGGCUGAAGAACAACAAAGAGCAUUGAAAUUGUGGUCCACUUCUUGAGAAGUGUAAUACAUGUUGGUGCAUGUGAUUGAGGGAUGGAUUGAACCACAUUUUACAUGUAACUUUUGAAUGAUUUGCCCUCCUACAGCACACCAGGAUCACUUGAAAUCAAGCAUUCAAACAUUUACUGGAAUCUCAACAAGAAUUGAAGGUCUGUUUUUGUGAUUUUGGGGCAAUAACCUGUAUUUUGAAAUCAGGUUAAGAUGAGGGGUGUUUCUUAUGAUACAUUUUUUCCUUAAGUCAUAUUAAGGAAAAGAUGUAUCAUAUAAUGAAAUUAUAGGAAUAAAGUUGCAAUUAUAGAAAAGGGUUUUUCUUGUAACCCUUCUGUUUAAGAAAGUAAGAGAGGAGGGGGGACAGUUAUGCGAGGGAGCUACUUAUUUGGAAUUAUGGCCUCGGGACUGGGUGUGUAUUUGGUUAGGGUGCCUAUUAGAGCAUAAAAGGCACUUAUUGGAGGAAGUAUGUUAACACAUAGGUGAGAUUGUCAGAUUAGACCAGGGUUUCUUUGUUUUAUCAAGCUUUUUAAUUCAGGGGCUAAUCUUUGGAUUUUUAUUUCAAAAUAUACACAGCAUCUCUUCAGAAAGUGAAAGUUCUUAGAGAGAAUUUGUUAGCAUGCAAGUCAUUACUGCACUGUAAGAGGGAAGAGUUGAAAAAGUAUUGGAUGGAUGGCUUGGAGUACAAUGAAGUUUUAAAUCUUUUAGACAGAAUGUAAGUAGUUUCCUUUUGUAUUAUCAGACUAGGCGGCUUUAUACAUGUAUGUUGACCGAAAGGAUGGUAGUCUAUUUUCAAGGGGUAAAAACAGUGUUUUGCACUCAGCUUGCACUCACAGCUCAGUUUUGGUGGAAUAUUGGUUUUAAGAAAAGGAAAUUAGAUUUACUUCCUUAUCUCAAUCUUGUCUUCUUCUGUAAGGAUUUGAGAAACAAAACAUCUGGGUGUAGGCUCUUGUAAAUAAUAAACAACACAUGUAGUAUGGUUCAUUGUUAGCAUAACAAGGGGUGAAUUUCAUCAAAUUCUCCUCCACCAAUUCAUUUAACUUUUUACUUCCAAACAUCAGCAUCCAUAUUUUCCAUACUCCUCUCGAAACAUUCCCUUUAGAACUGACAGGAUAAUCCGUUAGAUAUGAUCAUUUCCUUUAUUUUUUGUGACCUUAAUGUGUAAUUCAAAUGUGAUGUUGUGAGGUGAAGUUAGAUGCUUGUAACUCUUAGGGGCCAAAGGGUUAUUAAUCAUCAAGACCUCAGUAAGCAUGCAGUACUCUUACUAGAAUUUUAAAUUAUUUUGUUUUGUUAUGUGUUGUGAUGUGUAAGUGUGAUUUUCAAGGAUUUUUUACUGAAUCAGAAAGCUCGCUGUAGUGCUGCAGAGUCAGUGUUGGUGGCUGUCUGUGAGAAUUUAGCUCGUAGUUUGCAACGGGUUAAAUUUUCACCGCAAGCCACCUCCACUGCAGUGGAUACACAACAUGUAGUUGUUAAGUGUAGGUGACUAUUCAUUCAGCAUGUAUGCACUGAGUUACAUGUCCAUAUGCACAUGGCUUCUCAACUGGAAUGCUUUUGAACAGGUCUAUAGAAGAGGUGAUGAUAAGAAUAGUAGUAGUAAUAACCGUUUAUUCACAGUAUCUCUAUCAAAUAAACAUGGCUUUUCACUGGACUUGUGUAAACUACCCCCACACUGACAAACAAUGAAAUAGUUUAUUAAAAACAAAGCUGUUUUCAAGUAAUAAAUUUAAAGUCUUUUCUUGUCUAAAAGCUGUCUCAUCUACGUGUAAAUCACACCAAACUGAAGAACCUUUUAAAACCCUGUAAAUAUAGCAGUUGCCAGCUCAGAUCUUCAUAUACAAUCCUGUAUCUAGUCUCUCUGUGUAAUUGUUUUUCUUAUUUUUAGAGAUCAAGUUAAGAAUGUCCCUGAACAGAUUGAGAAAUAUAAGAAAAAAAAUAUUACCUGCAUGCAACAGAGCUUCUUGUGUCUACAGGUUUGUACUGUCAUGUUUUGUUUUAAAAAGAAAAAGGAGGAUGGUAAGUCUUAAGCUUAGUAAAGUAACAGAGAAAGAUGUUUUUUGUCUUGUCAUGAGUGCAACAAGACAGAAAACAUCUUUCUCUGAUCCAUUCUAUUUUGCCUGUCCAGAAAGUAUGUUAUUAUCCAUAGGAAGGUUAUCUUGGUUUUGUUAGAGUUAAGUACGAGAAAAGAGUGCUCCAUGUAUAUGUACUCAACUGCUGUAUAGGACAAUAGUCUAUUGGAUUUAUUACUUGACUUUCACACUUUCUCUGCUUUUGCUGUCAUUUUAGUGAUACCUAAAUUUAUUGUAAAUGUACAUGUUCUUCCUUGUAGAGAGAGGCAUUAUUAAAUUAUAGUAAUCAUGAACGCAAAAGAGUCCCUACCCUGGGCUGGAACAAGGAGCUAUAGAACUGGAUUCUGGUGCACUUGUCUUCAGAAUGAUCCCUCACUAUUACAGUUAUGUUAUCCCAUUCAGUGAUGAAAAAGGGUGUAAGAUGGAGAUACAUGUAGCUAGAAAUACAACUGUGCAUGUAUAUUUUUGAAAAUAUGCCUUGGGGGGGGGGACCUUAAGAUAAAACGAUCUUAAUUUUUAUUUGUGUAUUUCUUCAGUUUCUCUACUAG
This is a messenger RNA of Pocillopora meandrina, 4809 nucleotides long. The record is from the annotation of a GenBank genome assembly. NCBI's taxonomy places the organism in Eukaryota, Metazoa, Cnidaria, Anthozoa, Scleractinia, Pocilloporidae.